AUGAGAGUAGUGCAAUUCAAAUCUGUCGAUGACAAAGCUCUCGACUGGGAAGUGGAGAUCGUCGCUGUCAUCGGCAAAACAGCGCGACAAGUGACAGCCGCCGACGCCAUGGACCACGUGUUCGGCUUCACGGCCACCCAGGACCUCACUGCCAAAGACUGGGCGGCACGAAAUGGCGGCCAGCUGGUCAUGUCGAAGAACUUCGACGCGUUCUGCCCGCUGGGACCGUGCGUAGUCACGAAAGAGGAGUUUGGCGAUCUGAGGGACGUCAGGCUGAGGACGUGGGUCAAUGGGGAGUUGAAGCAGGACGGCAACUCGGCGAAUAUGGUGCACGGAGUGCCGCAAAUCAUCGAAUAUCUCACGAGGUUGGUAUUGGAACCAUUCAUGGAACAGUAUAGUCGCGAGAAUCCGACCCCGUGA
This is a messenger RNA of Phaedon cochleariae (mustard beetle), 420 nucleotides long. The record is from the annotation of a GenBank genome assembly. Lineage: Eukaryota; Metazoa; Arthropoda; Insecta; Coleoptera; Chrysomelidae.